Molecule: messenger RNA, 2658 nt
Organism: Diaporthe citri
Lineage: Eukaryota; Fungi; Ascomycota; Sordariomycetes; Diaporthales; Diaporthaceae
Exons: 3
Coding region: 1-2658 (885 amino acids)
Cellular component (GO): cell cortex of growing cell tip; actomyosin contractile ring
Molecular function (GO): MAP kinase scaffold activity
Source: RefSeq, a predicted model, not a curated record
AUGAACAACGAUGGUCCUUACCCGAACGCACCUCGAGGCCCAAAUCCACUCCUAGAGCAAGGUCAACUAGCAUCACCACCAUAUUCCGGAGGAGGAGGACCGAACGGCCCAAUGAACGGUGGUUUCCCACCAGGUCCAAGGAGCGCCGGCGGGCCCUCGCCGCCACCUUCUGUCGGUCGAUCGAGCACAGCAACUGAUCUUUAUGCGAGGAGCGAAAGCGGUCGCAGCGGGCGAGAGAUAAAUGUGGAGGCUGUAUUGGGGGAACACUAUGUGGCGCUGAAGCGCUAUCUGUCGCAGACGUCGCGCGACGGCAAGCCGAACCCUCCUGCAAACAAGGCCCGCGACAAGCUGCAGCGCCUGACCGGCGUUCAAUUUCUUGAACUCAGUACCGAUGUGUUCGACGAGUUGCUGCGAAGGCAGGCCUUCAGCCGAAGACCUCCAAACGCACCGCCCAAUGUCGGUCCACCACCAUACCUGAUCCCGGAGGACACCUUCCACCCCAAGCGGAACCAGGCUCGGCAGAAGCUCUCCUCGCUCGGCCCUCCUCGCUUCCGCGAUCUCGCGACCGAUGUCUUUUGCGAACUGGAGCGGAGAUACCCGCGCUUCGUGGCCGGUGACAUUCCGCGAUUGUCGAGUCCGGUUUCGACGAGAGCUCCUAGUAGAGCUGGGACUCCCAUGGGCGGAUAUCCCCCACGCGGUAUGGGGAGAAGGCAGCCUAGUAAUGCCAGUUCCAUACGCGGAGCUGGAUCCAUUGUCGAUGGAUACGACAUUCCUCCUUCCCCUGGAAUGCCACCUAGUGGCUACGAUCGCCCGACCCCGAAACAAUUUCAGAGCAAUACGAUAAUACCUAACAAGAGCACGAUGGUGGAGGAGGAUGACGAAGGCGAUGAUGAUCAGGCACAGAACGCUUACGCACUCGGUGGAAGAGAGCAAAGUGAUGCUCCGUCAGAGAAUGACAAACGAAUCAUGGACGACUAUGAGAUACAAUUACGAGAGCUACGUGAAAAGCUUGACAGCAUGGAAGACCAGUUAAGAAAGAAAGAUGACGAGAUGAACGAGAUACUUGAUGGCGAACGGUCGAGGUCCACUGCCGCAAAUGCUGAGAAGACGGAACUGUCGAACAUGCGCUUGGGAUUGGAGAGCCAGCUCGCGGAAGCCCAAAACCUGAACGACUCCCUGAAGGAUCAGCUCGAUCGUCUAAGAGAUGAGCACUCCAACGAGACUCGACAGCUUCGCGACGAGAUCGAGGAGGCUCGAUCCUCUGUAUCAGAGAUGGGCUCUGGCCGAAACGACCCCGAACUGGUGCGAGAGAACGAAGAAUUGCGAGCAGCGCUCGAGGAGCAGCGACAAACGACUAUGCAAGUCAGACGAGAAGCCCAGGAGUUCCUCCGGGAGAUGAAGAUGCUGUCUGCGCAGAGUGGCUCCUCAUGGGCCAAGCAAGGCGAACUCGAGAAGACGAUCGAGACUCUGGAGCUUGAAGUCAAAGACUGGCGCAACCGUUACGCCAGGGCGAGGACUCAGCUACGCAGCAUGCGAUCUUCAUCUAUGGACAUGUCUGUCGAUCAAGACGCGGGCCGAUACGUCCGUGAAAAGGGCUUUACGGAUGACAAUGGUCUUGUUAAGGAUGUCCAUGUCACUAAGUUCCAGGUUGCCAUCGACGAGUUGCUAAGGCGUGCCCGUGUCGAGGAGCCAGACAAGGUCAUCGAUUCGAUGAAAUCCGUUGUUAUGAGCGUGCGGCGCAUCACUAAGGAUAUCGACGCCUCGUCAUCAAACGACCAAUCACAACAGCAGCGUAAGCAGCUCAAGAGCCGCGUGUCUUCGAUGGCCAACAACUUGAUUACCGCUGCAAAGACUUUCGCGACGUCAGCUGGCAUGUCGCCAAUUUCUGUGCUUGAUGCCGCGGCCUCGAACCUUGUCGGUGCAAUCGUCGACCUCCUGCGCGUGGUCAAGAUCCGGAUCACUCCCGACGGAGAGCUUGAGGAGGAUGAUGAUGGCACAGCGACACCGGUGGGCUCUGUCGGUGUCUUCUCACCUCGGACGGCCAAGUCGCAAUCCAUACAGAGCGCCUACCAGCAAGACCCAUACCCACAAGAACUACCCCCUCCCCCUCCUUUCCAGGGUCUUGGGAGGAGGUCCAGCAUGGACUCGUCUGCGUACAGCCCAGUGAACUCGCCGCGCGAGUCGGUUGAGACGUACAACAAGUCGAAUGGAAACGGAUUCCCGCCCGCGUCGAAUGGAUAUGGUAUGCGCCGAGUUGACUCCAGGACGGAAGAUCUUAAGGUAUAUCUUGACGAUCAGACCGCCAUCUUGGUGCAGACCAUCCAGAGCCUUGUCGGCUUGAUCCGCGGCGCCGCUGACAUCAGCCGUAUCGAGCCGUUGAUCCGCUCCAUUGUCGAGACUGUCGGCAAAGUCAUCUCCGAGACUGAGGCAUCUGGCAACGGUGACAUGAUCGGACGCCUCGCCGAUUCUCAGCAACGUCUGAUGGAGGCUGGCGAGCGCGGUCAGGACCUGGCCGCCGAUGGCAAGAACGAGCGCGACCGCGAGUGGCGCAUGUGGACACAGACGCUGCCGCCCAUCGCGUUUGAGAUCGCCCGCGAGACCAAAGAGCUUGUCCAACGCAUCGGCCAGUUGGUCUCGAGCGAAGAAGACUUCUCUUAG